Macrobrachium nipponense is the source of this 7810-nucleotide messenger RNA. Its product is annotated as DNA-binding protein RFX2-like. NCBI's taxonomy places the organism in Eukaryota, Metazoa, Arthropoda, Malacostraca, Decapoda, Palaemonidae. The record is from RefSeq and is a predicted model, not a curated record. Gene Ontology annotation, biological process: regulation of transcription by RNA polymerase II. Gene Ontology annotation, molecular function: DNA-binding transcription factor activity, RNA polymerase II-specific; RNA polymerase II cis-regulatory region sequence-specific DNA binding.
GAGACCGUCUCUAAGGAGAAUUCUUCCGAUAAACAAAGCAGUUCUUGGGGAUGUCUGGGUAAUUUGUUUUGUAGUGUGUGUAGUUCGGAGACUGUCUGCAGAUGUUAAAUGAUUUGCUUUGAGAGUGUUUCUGGCUGUAGAAACUUGGGUUCAUCUGAGCCCGACAGAGCGCACGAACGUCUCCAAUUUUCCGAUAUUGCUGCGCGUGGAAGGGAGUGCGCCGGCCCGUAGCAACUGAUGCCGUAGCCAUAGUGAUCGCUCUGCCUCUCGUCAACAAAACAGAGUGAAUGCUUGUACGGCAUCAGAAUGGGCCUUUCUUAAAUCCACACUAGAAGACAGCCACACCGCCGUCCGGCUUCGUUGGCGUUACUGGAAACAGCUUCAAGAUAUCAACCCCGAAUACCGAGUGCCUAGUCACUCGUAGCGUCGCACCUAAGGUGGUGGUGGUGUGAUGACGACUGCCAGCGGUGGCUACGUCACAGAAAUGCCAGCAGCAGCAGCAGCAGCGGCGGCGGCGGCGGCAGCAGCCUCAGCUGCAGCUGGAACUUCGUCCUCACCAACAUCGUCGUCACCGUCGCCCUCGGAGAACGGAACCUCAACGCGUACCUCAACGGCCUCGUCGUCUUCGCACAGCACCCCCGUCAACUCCGUCACGUCUAUCACUGUGACGAACUCUUCGCCGUCUCCGCUACUGACGAUCGUGUCCAAUGUCCAGGGAAGUCCCACCAGGGCAGGUAGCGCAUCUCCUUCGGGUAGUGUUGGUGAAGUGUCUAUGAGUGGUAUGGGUGUCACCACCACGCACAUCACUGCCCAGGUUGUGGGCACGACUUCUGGCUCCAGUUCUUCAACUACAUCGCCGACAGUGUCUUUGCCGAAAGGAACCAUCAUCGCGGAUAGCCAUAUCAUCAUCAAUGCAGAGAGCAAUGCCUCGCGUUCCUACACCUCACUUACCCCUGUCAACCCUAGCCUAGCAUCGGAAGGCGACGGGUCUCUGGAUUCAAGCGGCGGCGUUGGUGUCCCGGGGGCUUAUGUCCAGUAUGUAGACGUCGAGCCAGAUCCUCUGUAUGCUUCCACUAAUGGACAGAUGGCUUAUCCUGUCUACACAGUUGGUGAUACUACCAUGUACACAGCGACCACUUAUUAUCAGCCUGGUUCUACUACCCCGGUUUCAUACUCUCAGGAGGUCGCAAAUAGUCCAGUGAGUGGGCAGAUCUUAACUUCAGGUGGUAGCCCAUAUGUUAUUCAGCAAGGUGUAGAUGGAGAAGCUCAUCCUCUCUUAAGUACAACUCGAGCCUCCCCACAGACUGACGAAGGCGUGACUUAUAUGGUACAAUGGUUGCUGGAUAAUUAUGAAACUGCUGAUGGUGUUAGUUUGCCCCGAUCCACUUUAUACAAUCACUACCUCCGUCAUUGUGCUGACCAUAAGCUUGACCCAGUGAAUGCAGCUUCUUUUGGCAAGCUAAUACGCAGUGUUUUCCUUGGGCUUCGUACCAGACGCCUUGGCACAAGAGGUAAUAGUAAAUAUCAUUACUAUGGAAUUCGUCUGAAACCUUCUUCACCUCUUGUAAACAUUUCUGAUGAUGGUAGCCCAGUUUCUUUAAGGCAGCAGGCAUCAGGAAACCAAAUUAAGAAAAAUCAAACUCUCACUCAACAAUCACAACAGCAGCAGCAAAGUCCUGGGACACACACUCAGCAAGGAAAAAGUGUGUCUUCAAGUGUCCAAAAGCAGAACAGUGACUCUCAUUAUGAUUCACAUACUCAGGCACCUGCCGAAGCUUCUCCUCAGCUCAAUGGUGAUAAGAGAUUUAACUCUCCGAAGUGCUGCAUCAUUUGGAUCUUUUCAUUUGAUAAGACUUUUGUAUGAUGAGUAUAUGUUCUAUCUGGUGGAACAUAGAGUAGCCUCGUCACUGGGUUUGACUCCAAUAGCUGUCAUAUCUCAGGUUCUAGGAGGUGGAAACUAUAUUGUGGUUAAUGGUGAAAGUGAUGCUAACCACAGAUCUGAUGGUGUUCACCAAUCAGUCAAGAGGCUCAAGUAUGAGGCAUCCUAAUUAUCCUUGUUGGUUUUUGAUGUUCAAGGAGCACGGUGCAUGCAUAAUUAUAGUAAUCUCCAUUAUACUGUAGUCUUAACAUCAUCACGGCAACCCCCCUCAUCAAGUGGCGUUAAAGACAUGAUAGACGUGUGUUCCAAGUAUUUGAGUGGAUUAUUUAUAAAAUACAAUGCCUAUACAUGUAUAUCUUAGUUGCAUUGAAGAGAUAAGGAGCUGGAAACACUUGUUCAACAUGGCAGGUCUAGUCAGUAUUAUUGCAAGAAAAUUUACUGUGCAUUUUCUGUACAACAGUUUAACAAUAGAGUACUACUGUACUAUACUGUACAUUGUAUGAAAUAGAAGUAUAACUAUUUGUUUAAUGACUAUAGUGUGUUUCCAAAUUGCAAAGAGUAAUUUGCCAUUAUGUAUGAUAACUACAUUAUUCAAGACAGUAGUUCAUCUGCCAAGUGCAUUUUUUAAUUGAAUGAAAGAUACUUAUACAUAUCAAUCUGUAUUAUUUUUGGUUACAGUAUAAACAGUUCCUAAAAGUUAUUGACAGGUAAUGAGAGAAUGGUAUUUGCACAAUAUUCAUUAGGUUAUUGUAUGAAAAGAAAAAUUUGUUUUGUUUUACAUAAACACUAUCUUGUGAGAAUAUUGGCAAGUUUAUGGUGCAUCAGAAUUCUGUAAUGUUUAGGUGAUUGAUUUGUCAUCAUAGUCCCACAAAUGCUUUCUACAUGCUGAGGAAAAUAAUGUACUAUAUUAUUUAGUGCAAUCAAUGCAGACUUCCAUAUAACUGUUUACUGAAUUUUUGGAAAGUAAUUUUGCAGAAAAAUGAUUUAAUAUAAUUUGAAAGGAAAGUUUUGUGGUUUUACAUCUAGAGUUUUAUUUUAAAAAUUAGUCAAGGAAGGCUGAAUGUCCAAUUUUACUUUCAUUAGGUUUUGUAAUUUUUGAGGCUAAAGUAUUCUUAGCAGAGAAAUACGGUAUGUUGUAUACAGAUACCAUAGAUGAAAAAUAUAUUUUUUAAAUUAUAUAUGAAGUCAUGUAGCUUUGGCUAGAUUUAUUUGUAUUGCAUUGUACUGUUUUUGAACCCCGGAUACCUGAAAUUAUCUACUUUUAGAGUGAACCCAAGAGUUGUCUCAGUUUUGGUGCCAAACCACUCUAUGACAGAUAUGUUGCUCAGACACCAGUUUGGUUAUGGUUUUGAAUUACACAUGCUGAAAAUCAGCAGAGAGGAGCAAUUAGUACUUAGAUACUAGUGUUUUAACAACCAGGUUUGUAUGCAAGAGUCUAAUUCAGACUCUUGCCCCAGACUAUUAUUUCUUUGCCUGGGGGAAUUGUUGGUAUCAAAACAUACUCAAAAUUGUAUCAUCAUUUCAAGUUGAUAAGUAAAUUAGCUAGGCCCAGUUCUCUUCCAUUGUCUUUAUAUGAUGAUUUGAAUGUGGUUUUGAUUUCUAUUUAAAUUUCAGGCCAGCCUUAUACUUGGUGGUUUGAUUGAAGUAUUUAAUAUUAUUAAAUAUUCAUGGAGUUAGGAGGAGAGUAGGAUUGAGCUGCAUUCCCCAUCACUGAUAAGAGUAACCAUCACUUAGGAAUGACCUACUGUGAGACUUGGAAUUUCCAUAAAACUUACAUUUGUAGAGAAAACAUACGUGGAGUCUCAAAGCAAUAGGUGAAUGUCCACAUAAGCCAGUUGAUAGAGUAAAAAAGUAAAAUGCAGUAAAAAGAUAUCAGCUUCAAUCUUGCCAAGUAAAUUAUAUAAUGUAUAAUUAAUUGUCUUUAUUCCAAAACAUAAAAUUCAUUAUGCCGACUGAAAACAAUUAAUAAAAAAUGUCAUCGCCAGUUCUCCCUCCAUUCUUCUGUAAAUAUUGUAAGGUUCCCAAUUUUCUAACAAACUGGUACAGCAAAAUGAUUCACUUUGAAGUCUAUUAGUCAUCCAAAAUGAAAAAUUUCAUUGAGAAAAUAACUUCAAAAUGAGCAGUGACUUACACGCUGAAGCCAGCUCUAUAAAGCUAGAAAAGAAGUAAUGCAAGAUAAGAUCAUAUCAUGUAAUUAUUUUCUCUCUUGUUGAGAAGGUAUAGCAAACACUGUUAAAAAAUAGCAAAUUUUGUCAUUUUUCUAGACAAGUUACUAGAAAAAUGUAAUGAAACAUAACUUUAUGAAUUUAUUCUUUAUGAAUAUGAUAUGAAACACUGAAAAUUUUUUAAAUAUUGAAAGUAAGAUUUUAAUAAAACAAAGUAAGAACACGAAUGAAAUUGAAAGUCAAGCUUGAAUAAAUUGUUUAGUUUUUGAAAUGACAAAAUGAUUUAUGCUAUGACCAAAAUCAAUUAACACAGAUGGGCUUUGUAUGUGUAACAAUGUUGUUCAUGGUACCUUAAUUAUUUCUCAUAUAAUAUCAUGCAAAAUUCAGGAGAGACCUUUGCUAUGCUGAAAAUUCCAUGAUGUUUUCAUUAACUGGAAGUUUGUGUGGAGUAAUGGAUAAAUGGCAAGUGCUCAGCUCACACUGCAAUAGUAGUAUACAGUCAAUAAUGCAAAUAAAUAAAAAAUACCACAAAAACCCAAUUUAGACCCCAAAAUAGCAGAUCUUCAUUCAAUUCAAUAUAGCCACAGAAUACAAAAUUCAUGUACAUAAUCAAUACUGUGACUAUUUUAUCCAGUACAUUAUAAAAACCAUGUCAUGGUUUUUAUAAUGUACUGGUAAAAGACCAUGAGAAAAUUAGGCUGAUGACUAAGAUGUUCAAAUGGGUUUCCAGUUUAAUGUUUAAGCCAGUACUAUAUAAAAUCUACAUUGAAACAUAUUUUAUGUACAUAAAUUUCCUGACAAAAACCAACAAGAAGGGAUGCAUUGGACAAAUAUCCGAUUUUAAGAAAUUUGUCAGUCUUCUUUAUUUUAACCUAAUCUUAACUAGAAGCGAUGUAUUGAACAAAUACCUGAUAAAGAAUUUUGUCAGUCUUUAUUUUAACCUAAUCUCAGUAUAUUAGAUUUGCAAGCUGCACUUUGACUCUCAUAUAAUGUUUAAUCAUUAUGAUAAGUCCAGCCAUAUAAAGGAAAAUAAUUUUCAUCAGUAGACUGGGUACAUCGCUUUACAAUUAUCAUUAGGAAAAUUUAUGGAAAACACUGCUUAUUCUUAAAUGAGCUCAUUGAUAAUUGAAUAUAGAGCAAUUUAUCUAUGUACUAUUACUCUCAAGCAUUAUUAUAUUUUAUGAACCUUUAGUUAAGACAACCCAGCUGUUUCAACAUACUUAAUAAAAGAGCAGUUUUUGUUAAUGAUGGUUUGGCACUAAAAGUUACAGAUGGUUCAACCAUGAGUUGAGUAAUUUUUGUUUAUGUUAUUCUCGUACACGUGUAUAGGAAAUAUCUGCCUUGGAUCAAAAAUGUUUAAAAAUGGCUGAAACUACUUAGUCAUUAUAAGAUAGUAUUUAUCUGCUCACUUCAUUCAGGCUCAUUUUCUGAACUUUUAAGUAUAGUUUUGUGUUUAUAGAAUUGACUAAAAAUUUAAAAGGAAAUAUUCCUGCCAUUUGAUAAAGUAGGUAAAUUUGAUAAUUCAACAUGAAACCAGAGUGAGUCUAGUCGUCGCGUUAGGUAUAUAAGAAAUUUACUACGAGGUUAAGGUGAAAAUUCAUGUUUCACAGCAUUUACAAAAUGUCCAGUGUAUGAUUUAUAGACUUACUAAAGCUAACUGACAUUGUUUAUCAUGUUAUUUGUAGAUAGCCAGAUUUACAACAUGAUGAUGUGGAGCAUUACUUUCAAGACAGAGUGCUUUGGAAUAUAUUUGCAGUUAGAUCUUUGCACUCUAGAGUAAAUAUCUUCUAGGAUGUUUCAGAUGUUGUGCAUUUAUAUUUUUAUACGAGAGGAGCAACUAGUACACAAUGGAAUGGUGCUGGUCGCUGUAACUUAUUUUUUCUUGAACCAGACUUGCCUGAAAGGGAUUACUGUUGCCAUGAGUUAGGGAUAACUAUCUCUAAACCUUGCUAUAAUGUCUGGCAAUGGGGGAGUUAGUUCAAAGAAUGACUUUGGAAGUUGUGUCCUAGUAUGUCUGGUUUAAGAGAUGUAGAUGUAAGAUUGCUUAUGUAAAGAAGUGUGAUGUGUCUGCCUCUCCUGGAAUUGAACACUCCGAGCCAACCCUUUCCUGCAGGGAGACUGGACAGCAGGAAGUACAUUUCCAGCUCACCUGGCAAACUGUGGUAUUCUUCCUGUAUGUUGUUUUGCUCAAUGUCUCCAUCCAGAGGUGAAGUCUAUGGAGGAUUGUGCACAAGACCCUCUCCUCCUGAGGCUCAGUUUAGAAAACUAGAAAUUAUUUUUCUUCCAAAUGACUUGCUUAACAAGGAUGGAGUGAGAUACAAAUUUGAAUAUUAUGUUUCUGUAAACAGUUUGCAUCAGUAUUAUGAUAAUGCUAAUAUUUAAGAUAGCUUGGUGGCCAGGACAGGAUAUGAGACAUUUGUGUGCAUCAGAGCACUGCAGACUUUCCAUGACUGAUAUGGUUAUAUCCGUGUGUUGUGUGGCACCGCGUGGCUUCCAGGUCCCAUAACCUGUCCUGGUCCGUCAGAGUAAGGUGAACAUUUCAUGUAACUGUUAGAUAAUAUUCUUUGGAAAUGAUUUGGGUCUUUUCUGCAUCUGAACUCUUAUGUACCACAUCAUUCAUAAGUGCCAAUAUCAAGCUGAUAUCGGCUGAAAGUUUACAUGACUAACCAGGGUAAUAAAUGAUACUGUACAAUUCUUUUUAUGAUCAUGUAUUACUUUGUCUCUUUGAAAACAAGACUUUUUAAUAAAAUCUAUCCAGCAAAUCAUAGACAAUAUCUCUAUAACAGACUUAAAUGUUGAAUGUGAUACUCUGUCGUAGGUAUACCAGGCCUUUUUUUUAUAUAUAUAUAUAUAUAUCCUAAUCUCAGAUGAUAAGGUCUGUGGACCAAGAUUAUAAAUAUAUGUUUUUGUGUGCCUAUUUCUCAUAAUGAUUGAUUAAAGGAAAAGUUGACUCACAGGUAGCCAAUUAAUGUGUGAUCUUUCGAAAAGAGUUAUACUCUUCAGAAUUAGUGUGUGUGUGUGCGUGCCUCUCCUGCACUGUUUGAAGUUCACGAGUGACAUGUUGGUACAAAUAUUUUAAUGUUCGUAAGGUUCACAACCAAAUGGUCACAGGUUGCUUUUUGUAUUGUAAUGUAAAGUAGACUAUUGAAAUUUUGUAUUUCUUUAUUAUGUAUGUAAGAAUUUAUUUUAUACAGUGUUUAUUAUAUUAUCAGAUAACAAGUGAAGCAAGAUAUGGAUGAUAGAUCCUCAAAAUGUAAUUUAUUUCAGUGUAUUUAAUGGAAGAUGAGGUGUAAUCGUUGACAGCUGUAUUACAUCUGUUCUGAAUAUAUGUUAAGUAAUUCUGUUAUUUGUGUUAGUAUGAGGCUAAGCUGCAUUUUGUGGCAAGUGAAACUAAAUUUUUACAAUCCCUGAUAUACCUUCAAUUCAGUAUAACAUGGUAAAGUUGUUCAGGUGUAUUUUAAGAAAUAUCUUAGUGUCAUAUUUUUGCACAAAAUGCACCUUUGUUCCAUUCUUAUUUAUGUUGAUUGUAACACAAGCAAAAAAAGCAGGUUUGUAGAGGAUUUCAUCAACAUAUGGGCAAGGGAUUGCUGGCUAAUGUUGUGUGAUGGAAUUGAAAACUAACUUUUUUUUUUGUCAGUAACUGUGCCUAAAUCAAUCCCUUUAACCCAUUGUGGUGAUAAUCCAUGUCUUAAUGUUGUUCAGAAUGAGUAAAAGAUAUGUUUUAUAUGUUUGUUUUGUAUGAUGUAUGAUUAAACAGGGAAAGUUC